This is a messenger RNA of Mizuhopecten yessoensis (Yesso scallop), 3995 nucleotides long. RefSeq lists its product as uncharacterized. The annotation marks the transcript as partial. The record is from RefSeq and is a predicted model, not a curated record. The transcript is spliced from 6 exons. Lineage: Eukaryota; Metazoa; Mollusca; Bivalvia; Pectinida; Pectinidae.
UGGCUGUCGAUGUAUCAGGGGUAGAGACGUUUCGUUUGGUGACUGUAACAGAAACUGGGGAUGAAUCAGGGGUAGCGACGUGUCCUCCUGUGACUGUAACAGAGACUGGGGAUGUAUCAGGGGUAGUGACAUGUCGUCUCGUGACUGUAACAGAGAAUGGGGAUGUAUCAGGAGUAGCGACGUGUCGUCAUGUUACUGUUCCAGUGGCUGGGGAUGUAUCAGGGGUAGAGACGUUUCGUCUGGUGACUGUAACAGAAACUGUGGAAGUAUCAGGGGUAGUGACGUGUCGUCUCGUGACUGUAACAGAGACUAGGGCUGUAUUAGGGGUAGAGACGUGUCGUCUGGGGACUGGAACAGAGACUAGGAAUGUAUCAGGGAUAGAGACGUGUCGUCUGGUUACUGUAACAAAGACUAGGGAUGUAUCAGGGGUAGUGACGUGUCGUCUGCUCACUGUAACAGAAACUGGAGAUGUAUCAGGGAAAGUGACGUGUCGUCUGGUGACUGUAACAGAGACUGGGGAUGUAUCAGGGGUAGUGACGUGUCGUCUGCUCACCGUAACAGAAACUGGAGAUGUAUCAGGGAAAGUGACGUGUCGUCUGGUGACUGUAACAGAGACAGGGGAUGUAUCAGUGGUAGAGACGUGUCGUUCGGUGACUGUAACAAAGACUAGGGAGGUAUCAAGGGUAGUGACGUAUCGUCUGGUGACUGUAACAGAGAAUGUGGAUGUAUCAGGAGUAGCGACGUGUCGUCAUGUUACUGUUCCAGUGGCUGGGGAUGUAUCAGGGGUAGAGACGUUUCGUCUGGUGACUACUAGGGAUGUAUUAGGGGUAGAGACGUGUCGUCUGGAGACUGUAACUGAGACUGGGAAUGUAUCAGGAGAAGAGAAGUGUCGUCUUGUUACUGUUCCAGUGGCUGGGGAUGUAUCAGGGGUAGAAACGUUUCGUUUGGUGACUGUAACAGAAACUGGGGAUGUAUCAGGGGUAGUGACAUGUCGUCUGGUGACUGAAACAGAGAAUGGGGAUGUCUCAGGAGUAGCGACGUGUCGUCAUGUUACUGUUCCAGUGGCUGGGGAUGUAUCAGGGGUAGAGACGUUUCGUCUGGUGACUGUAACAGAAACUGUGGAAGUAUCAGGGGUAGUGACGUGUCGUCUGGCGACUGUAACAAAGACUAGGGAUGUAUCAGGGGUAGAGACGUGUCGUCUGGAGACUGUAACAGAGACUAGGGAUGUAUCAGGAGAAGAGACGUGUCGUCUUGUUACUGUUCAAGUGGCUGUGGAUGUAUCAGGGGUAGAGACGUGUCGUCUGAUAACUGUAACAGAGACUGGAGAUGUAUCAGGGGUAGUGACGUGUCGUCUGGUGACUGUAACAGAGACAGGGGAUGUAUCAGGGGUAGAGACGUGUCGUCUGGUGACUGUAACAGAGACUAGGAAUGUAUCAGGGAUAGAGACGUGUCGUCUGGUGACUGUAACAGAGACAAGGGAUGUAUCAGGGAUAGAUACGUGUCGUCUGAGACUGGAGAUGUAUCUAACAGAGACUAGGAAUGUAUCAGGGAUAGAGACGUGUCGUCUGGUGACUGUAACAAAGACUAGGGAUGUAUCAGGGGGAGAGAGGUGUCGUCUGGAGACUGUAACAGAGACUAGGGAUGUAUCAGGAGAAGAGACGUGUCGUUUUGUUACUGUUCCUGUGGCUGGGGGUGUAUCAGGGGUAGAGAAGUGUCGUCUGGUAACUGUAACAGAGACUGGAGAUGUAUCAGGGGUAGAGACGUGUAGUCUGGUGACUGUAACAGAGACUGGAGAUGUAUCAGAGGUAGAGACGUGUCGUCAUGUGACUGUAACAGAGACUGGGGAUGUAUCAGGGGUAGAGACGUGUCGUCUGGUGACUGUAACAGAGACUGGGGAUGUAUCAGGGGUAGAGACAUGUCGUCUGGUGACUGUAACAGAGACUGGAGAUAUAUCAGGGGUAGAGACGUGUCGUCUGGUGACUGUAACAGAGACUGGAGAUGUAUCAGCGGUAGAGACGUGUCGUCCGGUGACUGUAACAGAGACUGGCGAUGUAUCAGAGGUAGAGACGUGUCGUCCGGUGACUGUAACAGAGAAUAGAGAUGUAUCAGCGGUAGAGACGUGUCGUCUGGUGACUGUAACUGAAACUUGGGAUGUAUCAGGGGUAGGGACGUGUCUUUCAGUGACUGUAACAGAUACUUUGGAUAUAUCAGGGGUAGAGACGUGUCGUCUGGUGACUGUUACAGAAACUGGGGAUGUAUCAGGGGUAGAGACGUGUCGUCUGGUGACUGUAACAGAGACUGGGGAUGUGUUAGGGGUAGAGACGUAUCGUCUGGUGACUGUAACAGAGAAUGUGGAUGUAUCAGGAGUAGCGACGUGUCGUCAUGUUACUGUUCCAGUGGCUGGCGAUGUAUCAGGGGUAGAGACGUUUCGUCUGGUGACUGUUACAGAAACUGUGGAAGUAUCAGGGGUAGUGACGUGUCGUCUCGUGACUUUAACAGAGACUGGGGAUGUAUUAGGGGUAGUGACGUGUCGUCUCGUGACUGUAACAGAGACUGGGUAUAUAUCAGGGGUAGAGACGUGUCGUCCGGUAACUGUAAAUGUAUCAGGGGUAGAGACGUGUCGUCUGGUGACUGUAACAGAGACUGGAUAUGUUUCAGGGAUAGAGACGUGUCGUCUGGUGACUGUAACAGAAACUGGGGAUGAAUCAGUGGUAGGGACGUGUCGUCUUGUGACUGUAACAGAGAGUGGGGAUGUAUCAGGGGUAAAGACGUGUCGUCCGGUGACUGUAACCGAGACUGGAGAUGUAUCAGGGGUAGAGACGGGUCGUCUGGUGACUGUAACAGAGACGGGGAUGUAUCAGGGAUACUGGGAUGUAUCAGGGGUAGAGACGUUUCGUCCGGUGACUGUAACAGAAACUGGGGAUGAAUCAGUGGUAGUGACGUGUCGUCUUGUGACUGUAACAGAGACUGGGGAUGUAUCAGGGGUAAAGACGUGUCGUCCGGUGACUGUAACAGAGACUGAAGAUGUAUCAGGGGUAGAGACGUGUCGUCCAGUGACUGUAACAGAGAAUGGAGAUGUAUCAGGGGUAGAGACGUGUCGUCUGGUGACUGUUACUGAACUUGGGAUGUAUCAGGGUGGCUGGGGAUGUAUCAGGAGUAGAGACGUUUCGUCUGGUGACUGUAACAGAAACCUUGGAGGUAUCAGGGGUAGUGACGUGUCGUCUCGUGACUGUAACAGAGACUGGGGAUGUAUUAGAGAGACAGGGGAUGUCUCAGGGGUAGUGACGUGUCGUCUGGUGACUGUAAUAGAGACUGGGAAUAUAUCAGGGGUAGAGACGUGUCGGCUGGUGACUGUAACAGAGACAGGGGAUGUAUCAGGGAUAUUGACGUGUCGUCUGCUGAUUGUAACAGAGACUGGGGAUGUAUCAAGUGUUGAGAGGUGUCGUCUGGUCACUGUAACAGAAACUGGAGAUGUAUCAGGGAUAGUGACGUGUCGUCUGGUGACUGUUCCCGUUGCAGGGGAUGUAUCAGGGGUAGAGACGUUACGUCUGGUGACUGUAACAGAAACUGGAGAUGUAUCAGGGAUAGUGACGUGUCGUCUGGUGACUUUAACAGAGACUGGGGAUGUAUCACGUGUUGAGACGUGUCGUCUGGUGACUGUUACAGAGACAGGGGUUGUAUCAGGGGUAGUGACGUGUCGUCUGGUGACUGUAAUAGAAACUGGAGAUGUAUCAGGGGUAGAGAGGUGUCGUCAGGUGACUGUAACAAAGACUAGGGAUGUAUCAGGGGUAGAAACGUGUCGCCCGGUGACUGAAACAGAGACUGGAGAUGGAUCAGGGGUAGUGACGUGUCGUCUGGUGACUUUAACAGAGACAGGGGAUGAAUCAUGGGUAGAGACGUUUCGUCUGGUCACUGUAACAGAAACUGGAGAUGUAUCAGGGAAAGUGACAUGUCGUCUGGUGACUGUAACAGAGACGGGGAUGUAUCAGGGGUAG